AUGCCACACGCAGUCCUCCCUGCGCCGGGGUUCCAGGCCAUCAUACUGUGCGGGCCCGGCGCCUCGUUCAGCACCUUCACAUCGUCGCCAGAUGAGAUCCCCAAGGCGAUGCUGCCCAUUGCGAACAGGCCGAUGCUCUGGUACCCGCUGGAGUGGUGCUAUCGCAUGGGCGUCACAGGGCUGACAGCUGCAGAAAUCACCAUUGUAACACCGCCAGAAUCGCUGGAAGCCAUUGAGGCUGGCAUGUCGCAGAACCCCCACCUCACUUCCCUCCCCGCACCAAAGCCAGACAUUGUUGCGCCUCGAGAUCUGACACACGGAACUGGUACCGGAGACAUCUUCCGCCUGCCCGAGAUACAGAGCGUCAUCAAGGGCGACUUCAUUGUCCUUCCCUGCGAUCUCAUCUGCGAACUGGAUGGCACGGCCUUGGCGGAUGCGUGGAUGGUGGAGCAGGGAGGAUUUGCAGGCGCAACUGGCGGACUGGACCCGAAUGGCCUCAAAAUUGCUUCAGGCGCCGGCGGCGAGAGAUUGGGGAGAAGAGGUGGACUUGGUGUAUACUACCCAACAAAAGGCGAGGGCAGCAAGAAGGGCGAGGAGACGGACUUCAUCGCGACCACACCACUACCCGCAUCUACCGUGCCUGCGCCGGCAGGAUCACUACGGCGGCACAUCUCGAAUCUCGUCUACUCGGUGCCAACGGAUACACUCAAAGACAUCACAGAGGAGCAAAAGACCUAUCCAGUACGGCACUCGCUGAUACGAAAGCACCCUCGCAUCAGGAUGCUCACCACAUAUCGCGACGCCCACAUUUAUUUCUUCCCUUACUGGGCUGCUGAGAUGAUGAAGAAGAAUGAACGAUUUGAGAGUUUAGCUGAGGACGUGCUGGGGUGGUGGGCGAAAGCAGGAUGGCAAGAGGGCCUAGGAGACAAGCUGGGCUUACGCCAGAUCCUACAGGGCGAAGAUGAAGAGUCGGAUCACGGAUCACAGUUCAUCGAAGAGGAAAUUGACGUCUCCAAGUUCAGCACCACCUAUGUUGGAGGAAUGAGCUCCAACGGCAGCGCCACUCCCACCACACUGGCAUCAAGAGUCCUCCAAUCAUCCAGCAUACCCGAAGCCGCCAAAUCUCUUGCCGAUCCAAAACUUACCGUACCACCCAUACUAGCAUAUGUUCAGCCCUCUACUGCAAACGAGCCGCUCAUCCGCCGUGUUGACACUGCACACCUACUCCUCACCAUCUCACUUCGCCUUGCAAAACUGCCGUCAAUCGAAGAAGUUGGCAAGGACGCCGCAUCGCCGUUUGCACAUCCAGCCAAGAUCGCUCAUAAGCAGUCAAUACCCAAGAGGUGCCGUGUAGAAGCCGAGAACUCACUGGUUGCGGAAAACGUCAUCGUAGAAGAGAAGACCAACAUCAAAGAGUGCGUCAUCGGAUACAACUGCAAGAUCGGCGAAGGUGCCCGAUUACUGCGAUGUCUGCUCAUGGACUAUGUGGAAGUUGGCCCCAACGUGCAGCUCACAGACUGCAUCCUGGGUCGGAGGUCCCGACUCACUGGCGGCGCGGCAAAGGACGGCGAUAAGACUAUUCUCAAGGACUGUGAAGUUCAGGACGGGCUGGUUCUUGAUUGGGGCACUGAGGCGAAGAACGAAAAGUUCAUGCGUGGCGACAUGGUCGAAGAUGGUAUUGCUGAGGACGACGGCUUCGCGGGCGAUGAUGAUGUGACAGCGGCAGGGGAUGAGCAAGAGGGUAUUCCGAUACGAUGA
Molecule: messenger RNA, 1758 nt
Organism: Parastagonospora nodorum SN15
Lineage: Eukaryota; Fungi; Ascomycota; Dothideomycetes; Pleosporales; Phaeosphaeriaceae
Exons: 3
Coding region: 1-1758 (585 amino acids)
Biological process (GO): cytoplasmic translational initiation
Cellular component (GO): guanyl-nucleotide exchange factor complex; eukaryotic translation initiation factor 2B complex
Molecular function (GO): translation initiation factor activity; guanyl-nucleotide exchange factor activity
Source: RefSeq, a predicted model, not a curated record